AUGCGCCAGAUUACAAGAUUUGAACGUCACGACACAGCCAGAGCGCCUGUGUGGUCAUCACCACGGACCACCAUUUUAGUGAGACCCACUUUGCGCCCGGCCGUCCCACUGCGAGCUUCGCUAACUAAACACCGAGAGGUCAACCUACUGGCUACAGUGGACGCCGCUAUGUUUCGCGCCAAUCCUGCGCUCGGUGAAACUUGCACGCGCCAUCUUGAAAAUCGGGUUAUAUUGGCCCUCGACACGUUUAGAAGAAAUAAAACCUACGUGCUAUACGAUAGCCCGUACAAAACUUAUUUGAUCGGUCGUUCAACCGUGUCGUCAGCGCUCUCCAUACGUGCGUCUCUCUCGCUCGUACCGUUAGCGUGC
This is a messenger RNA of Brenthis ino (lesser marbled fritillary), 369 nucleotides long. NCBI's taxonomy places the organism in Eukaryota, Metazoa, Arthropoda, Insecta, Lepidoptera, Nymphalidae. The record is from the annotation of a GenBank genome assembly.